Messenger RNA from Macrobrachium nipponense, 3702 nucleotides. RefSeq lists its product as uncharacterized. The record is from RefSeq and is a predicted model, not a curated record. NCBI's taxonomy places the organism in Eukaryota, Metazoa, Arthropoda, Malacostraca, Decapoda, Palaemonidae.
AAUGUCCUUCUCUUUUCUUUACAGAUUGUGUCUGAAUCCUUACAAGAAUGGAUGAUGUCUUCGGAAAUUCAAGCAGCGAGACUGUGAUGGAGGCUGACUUAUCGAAAGUGCUGGCAAAUAUCAAUCAGAAUAUUGCGGAUUUACAGUACUUAGAGUUACAGCUCCCUCCAGAAGCAAUGGAAUCCGCCCAGGCUCCCCAAACUGGCUGCCUUUCCGCUGCAGCUCAACCCCAGGCCAAGGUCAACUUUCAAGAAGUCGCAGCUGGCAAUGUCAGUGUACCUGUACACCACCACACCCAAGAGCCCGUGAGGCAAAUUUCUUUUAUCCGGUCAAGUGUGGUUACUCACAAGAAUGGCCCAACAACCAACCUAGCUCACAUUGUUAAUCAGCCCUCUGGAAAGACUUCUGGUUUGCCUCUUCCUGCUCAGGGUAUGCUAGCACCAAAGGAUGCAGAGGGCCAGUUUGCUGUACCUAGUGUUGUUCCUAGGAGCACUGUUGCUCAUGUCCCAGUAAUCACUAGUGUUGGUCACAAUCAGGGUGAAGGACCCCAACCACAGCCAAGAUACUUAUUAGAGACAGUUGGAAAAGGAGGUAACCUGAGGCAUACACAGUCUGCUGUUGUAGAGAAACGUUUCUAUGAUCAAAGUGUGAGGCCCCGAGCACAAAGCACUGGUGCCACUACAACUCAAGCCAACUAUCAGCACGUUCAGUAUCGUGUAGAAUAUCAUAACUUGAAUUUCCACACUGACCACCAUUCACAUGGGCAGAGUGAACAUAGGUAUGAACUUAAAUCCAAACUCCCAUCAGAUACUGCAGAGAGAGCAACAACAGUUAAUACGCCUAAGUCUCAGUAUGACAACAUGCCUGGUCCAGGUGCACAGGCUCUACCAGCAUCAGUUAAGCACUUGCCAUCACAACAUGCUCCACCCGCCCUUGCACCAGAUUCUGCUCUACCCACAAUAAGUGAAGUAGGGUUUCAUCCCAUGCAAAUGCCACAAUAUGUCAAUAUUCCCACUCGCAAUUACGCUCCAGCUUCACCCCUCCAGAAGUUAGCUGUAGCAUUAGAGACAGGUGGUAGUAACAGUGCACCGUCUACUCCCAGAGGGGGAGGAGGAGCAGCAGUAACAGCAGUCCCACCACCGCGGUUCCACCAUAGUUAUAUUGAAUUAUGGACUGGGGCCAAAGAAGAAAGAGAUUCUCUCAGCGACAGUGAAUGUGAGGAACUGAAGCGUUCAUUCCAAGAACCUCAGACUCCUGUAGGCCCUUCUCCAGGUUAUGUUGAGAUGAGUUCUCCAUAUGUCAAAAGUCCCCAAGUUGCCAGUCCAUUUAAUGGAUCAGUACUGGCUGAUCUUGCCACCAAGUUGGCGUCCUAUGCUGGUCACCAGCCUAGAAAUAUAUUUUGUCCAUUUUGCCCGCGGUAUUUUGGUUAUGAAAAGAGUCUGGGAAGUCACAUCCACAAACAACAUAAGGAAGAACUCAACUCUAUGGUGGAUAGCAAACCAGGGGAAGUGAAAAUUCAAUUUUGCCCAAUUUGUCAGGCUCGAUUUUUCAAUGUCUCUGUCUUACCAAAACAUUUAAUAGACUUCCACAGAGCAUCAGUCGUUGAGAUUUUAGAGAAGAAGAAUUGCAUCAUGUCUGAUACAUCAGGUAUCCAGUGCCCAUUUUGUAUAAAGAAAGUUCCUCAUGGCAAAACUGGAGAACAGGUGUUACUGUAUCAUAUGCAGCAGUUGCACUUUAAUGAUUUUGAGAAGAUGGUUCAGUCUAAAUUCCAGCCGUAUUCUGGCAAUAGCAAUCGGGAGUCACUCAAGAGUAUUUCUUCCACAGAUGUUUCAGAAGUUAUAGCUUUUCAACCAGGAAUCACCUCAACACCUGGACUUAGUAACAAGUUGAAUUCAAUGAGUAUUCUGUCGGCUGAUUCAAAGAGAAACAUGGAAGCCCUCAAUUUAGAUGCUACUUGGUCUUCUCAUCAAGGCAUUCUGAAGUCUCCCAUGACCCUACAGCCACAACCAGCCAAAAUCAAUCCAAAUAAUGCAAAAGAAGAGACAGACAAGGAAGUGAAAAAGCAACUUCCCACUUCUGUCAGUAAGGGAAUCUUACGUAAUAAGAGUGAAUUUAUCAGAAAACCAAGCGUUAAGAGAGAACUCCGUUUUAGUGUGCCACCAGUAACUAGUGAAGAAGUGUUUGUGCCCGAGUCACCAGAGCACUGUACCCCAGAGCGUAGUGUGGAACACCAACAGCAGAACAACUUAAAUCAGAUACAGCAGAUGGAAAAUCAGCGAAAGGAAGCAACUGCAACUGGAGUGCAGAGGACCAUACCCAUACGAAUAGACAGCCUGUCUGCUGCAGAUUUCAUGGACCUGAACGAUAAGGCUGGAGGUGAGCGGAAGAGACGACGACUGGGCCUUGGCAUCCGUUCAAGAAAGGCAUUCAAGAAGAAAGACAAGGAGAACAUCAGUGAAAGAGAUCUUAGUAACCGAAAGUCAGGUGCGAGUAAGUUGGUGGACAAUGCGAAGAAGCUGAUUACCGAAGGUUCUCACACAGGGAAGGAGGUGGUUCCUACUAAGCAUACCAGGACGUUCCGCCGGCCGAAACCUGUACCAGUCCCACGAGUGCCAGAGCUUCCACCACCAAUGGAGACAAACGGUUGCCACACUGUCGAGGAGAUGAUGCAGAUCGCUUGUAAUCAGAGAUCCGUUGACAGCGAAGCAUCGAAUAUAUCGCCCUUCACACAUCUCAAGCUGUACUCUCCGCUGCGCAUGUUCCGGUGCAGCAGCUGCCAUGUGAAGUUCUGCGACAAUGAGUCUCUCAGUGGCCACAUUGGUUCCAGACACCGUGGGUUGCUGCACAUUCUGAGACCCCAGUACAGCUGUGGCGUCUGCUCUGCUAGAUUCUACGAAAACAAAUAUCUCGUGAAACACUGUCUCCAACACCACACUUCGCUCCUGGAGAUCAGAAGCCCAACUAAGCACAAAAUAUCGAUCUACAGAUUUACACAAACUUGAAAUUCAGAUCACUCUCUUCUUUACUAUUGUAUAAUUGAAAGUUUUUUCCAUAGCCAAACUUACUGUUGUUAACAAAAGUAUAUAUGGUAUUAAUCCUCGUAAUAUAUAUUGAGGGCUUGAUAUGAAAUAUAAUUAACAAAAUGUUAUCUCAGUUUAAUCAUGUAUGCCCACAAGAAUUAAUAGGCAUUUGUAAUACAAUAGUUAAUAUCAAUUAAACAUGAAAUCUUGUUCACAAAUCCAAUAUCUGGCCCCCCCCUUUUUUUAUUAGGGUCAUUAUACAAUUAUAUUAAUAUUAUUUAAUGCCUUGUUACAAACAUAUAAUUGUUGUUGCUCAUAUCCAGUUAGCAUCAGUUUUGUAAAAAGGCAAAUCUUUUAAUCAACGAAAGAAGUUAAAUGUUUAUGUAAAUUUUGUACAUUGAUAAAUUAGCAAAUGAAAUUUCUUCUGUAGUCUGUACCAUUUUCUUCUGUGUCAUAAUUUCUGGUCAUUAAGUGUUGCAUUCGGAAUUCUUAUUGUAAUCAGAGUUUAUUUUAUGUCAAUAAAUGAUGUUACUCUUAGAUACUCUAGGAAUCAUAUUUUGUACAGAUAAUUAUUGUUAUAUCACAAAUAACUACUUUAUAAGCAGAUGAGCAGCUCCCACUCAGUGAUUGAGUUCAUUGCCGUGUCUGAGCUGCGGAAUAUUAAAAACACUUGAAUUUCAAA